AUGGCGAGUAGCGCCAGCACAUCAAUAGCGUAUCCGCGAUUUCCCUUAGCACGUAUGGGUUCAUGGCGUGCGCCUGCCAGAGAUCAACGCGGAAUGUCGUCGCGGACACAAGGCGCUGCAAAUAAUGUGGCAGCUGCGUCAAGCUACCAAUUCGACACUGCUUCUUCACCUCCUAUGAUCAGAGGACUCGCUAUCCGGCAGUCGUCACUAUUUACAAAAGUCUGCAACCCUUAUCGAGCGGCCUUUUGGUCUUUGCAAAGCGACGUUCCCUUCAUUGUACAAACACACAAAUGCCUGUCACUAGCAGCUCUCCUCUCUGACCCUAUUGGCUGGUUGAAGCUUUUGGUUGAUAAGCUUCAGUCAGCGCUCACAUUCCUGCUCAUAUAUCCACAGCGCAAGGCGCCAGCGCAGCCUGCGUGUGACUGUGCGCCGUCUGCGUCAUCCGCCAGCACAACGGCGGAGUCUUCACACAAAAUUUCGCCAGGAUUCUCAAGAUUAGCAACAGCCCCUGGACGGCAAAUCAGCGAAGCGUGCAGGCAAGCGUUAACGCGCCUGGUCACAACCCAGGCGUCGAAUGCUCCUGUCGGCCAGCGAUCUGCCGCUCCUGCGGUUGCCCUGGCCGUUGCCUUGGCGGCGGCAAUGGCUUUCACCAGCUACUGGCUUUUCCGCCGCUGGAGGACAGUAGUGGAAAACCAGCGGGAGCAUGCACAACGAAUUGCAGUGAAGAAGGACAAUCUUGCUCGCCAGAAGCAGCGCUUCCAGCGCGCUCUGGUAGUGGACAGCGUAAACCUGGAGCUACCGCCCAUUAAGCAGUGGGAGCUGUCCUCCAGGAACCCGCAGCAGGGUAACACAUUACCAGGGCUUGCUGGCGAGAGCCUUCGGCAAUGGCAGCAGUUCAUGGCAGCGUCGCGCGCAACGGAGGUAACAAACAUCUCUGGGGCGCGCGGUGGCAGGGGUGCGGUGGAGCAACCGGCGGAACGUCCCUAUGUCGCGCUUGACGACCGCAUGCUGGCCGACUUGUCGGAGCGUAUCCGUCGGGCCAACGACUUCAACGCUGUUGGAGAGCAGCUAUCACCGAUACCAGCAAUUACUUUUGAGCAGCUGUACGCAAACAGCCGGGAGAGUGAUGAAGCAGCAAUGGCACGUCGAGCUGCGGAGCGGAAGGCGCGAUGGCAAAAGCGACAACCUGGUGAAACCGCAUCGACAAGCGUAGCCCCACCCUACAACAAGGUUGACUUUCGACAAUCCCUUACCAACCCAAAGCCGUUGAAGAAGCCAGUAUGCAACUCCCUGCCUAAGAUCAUGAACUCGAAUAACCCUUUUGUCGUUGGACUCUUUAACAGCUCCGCUGAUGCCGCAACUUCGACCGCGCCAGCCACCAUCAGGAGCAGCAUUAAGCCCCACGAGGCCUCCGCAUUGCAUGGAUUAUCUCUUUCGGAAACUGUUGGGUCAGCUCCAUCAGAAUUUAACCCCUUGGGUUCAUCAGGUACCUGUGCGUCAACGUGUAAUGGCGGCUGGGCGACUGGUCGCAACCCAUUCGUUGACCCACCCUCAUCGGUCAUUGGAACAUGCGACACAGCUGUUGUUGGCAGUUGCAGUAUUCACGGUGGACCCGUGUCUUGUGGCCGGCCAUUGGAGCGGACAGUCAGUGAGGCAGGCGCACUCAAGGCGCUGGAGCAAACGACGCCAGAGCCAAUAGAUAGCACGACCUCGCCUGCCGCUGCAUUUGUCGUGAAUGCGCAUGAUUGCGCGACCCAAUUGCCUAUCCGCCAGGUCUUCGGCAAAGCCGCAGAAUCCUGCAAUCCAAGCCUCUCAAUGCCGCAAAAUGGCGGCGUCAAGAGCCCACACGGGCAGGAAUACGACGUGGCGGUAAAUCAUAGUUGGGUAAGCCGCGCACCAGGAGACGCUGCUGGUAUACAAGUGCAGGCUUCGGGACGUCUAACAUGCAGGCCAAUGUCCAAAUCGGCGACUUUAGAGGAGACGUACCAGCAUAAAACCGGCGAAUCCACCGUGUGAAUGCACCGCCGCGCGGUUGUGUGCACGGCCUGGGAAAAUAGAUCCGCCCUGUACAUUAAGACUUCGGUUCAAAUUGUGUGGUGCCUGGUUUCAAGCAGCUACACACGUAUAUUUGCAGCGUACGCAUGCAUGCUUGGCAAUAAGUAUCUUUGGCUGCAUGCGGGUUGAUGGGGUUUCGUGAUUUAACUGUUAUGUACAUUUCACGGUG
Messenger RNA from Volvox carteri f. nagariensis, 2224 nucleotides. RefSeq lists its product as uncharacterized. The coding region runs from base 1 to 2016 and encodes 671 amino acids. The record is from RefSeq and is a predicted model, not a curated record. The transcript is spliced from 7 exons. NCBI's taxonomy places the organism in Eukaryota, Viridiplantae, Chlorophyta, Chlorophyceae, Chlamydomonadales, Volvocaceae.